Chondrus crispus (carragheen) is the source of this 3906-nucleotide messenger RNA. Its product is annotated as WD40-repeat containing protein. The transcript is spliced from 2 exons. NCBI's taxonomy places the organism in Eukaryota, Rhodophyta, Florideophyceae, Gigartinales, Gigartinaceae. Bases 1 to 3471 code for a protein of 1156 amino acids. The record is from RefSeq and is a predicted model, not a curated record. Gene Ontology annotation, molecular function: ADP binding; protein binding.
AUGGCUGAUCCAUACAGUAUCUUGGGCCUCACCGGCCCGGCUGAGCAAGUCGUCCGCCUCAUCGCAAGUCUCAUCGAACGACACAAAGCCUACAAGGAAAACAAAACGCUGUCUACGGAAGUGCUCACUGCCUACACUACCUUGCAGGCAGACAUCACGGAGCUUGAAAACAUGCCGAUCUAUGGAACGUCGUCGCAGCACACGCGCUUGCUCCAACGUGAAAUCGACGGCAUCUCUAGCUUCAUAUUGAAGUCCCUCGCUGAGCUGCAGAAAGAGUUGGACGACCCAAAAGCGAGACUCGGUGCGUUCGCCUCUGCAAUGGGAGAUAGAGAAGUCCUAGAGAAGCGAAAGCAAGAAGCGGACCGCCUUCACAAACGUAUUGUACAAGCAAGCACGGGCAUCGAUACUCGCACGGCCGUCGAGUCGAUCGGCAUCGAUACUCGCGCGACUCGCGCGGCCGUCGAGUCGAUCAGACGAGGCACGGGUAAUAUGUUCAGGGCGUCGAUAAGAGCCGAACAUAAUCCUGCGUCGAUAUGUGUGAAGCUUGAUUCUCGGGGGAGCGAUGGAUUACCAAACACGUGUGAGUCGCGUCUAAAAGCGGCUGUGCUACGGAGAGAUAGGAACAAGCAAGUGGGUGCGACAGCAGUGGGACAGGGCGGAGUCGGGAAGACAUGUGCUCUACGAGCGAUCGCGCACGAUGUUGAGAUUAUGGCAGAGUUCUCGGGAGGAGUGUACUUCAUGUCGUUGGGGAAAGAUGGAAACGUGGGACGGCUGAUUGAAGAACUGUGUCUGAUUGUGGAAGCGUCCGGUGGGAACCAGACGGCUGUGGAAAUGCGAGAGCAGAGCGAGUUUGAAAGGGUGUUAGCGAAGGUACAAGCGUGGUUUUGUAGUCAUGUGUGCCUGUUCAUCAUUGAUGAUGUGUGGGUGGUGAAUGAUAUAGACGCGAAUAUCCUUCAAAAGUUGUCUGUUCUGGCUGAGACUGCGGGGGGCAGCGGGGGAAGGAGGAGCAGACUACUGUACUCCACGAGGGAUAAGGAGCUGCGUCAGAUUGGGGAGCGGGUUGCUUUCGAGCCGAGGGAGAAGGUAGGGAAAGAAGCAGUUGAGAUGCUUGUGCACGCGAGUGAGGCAAAUGGAGAGGAAGUGGAUGAUGCGAGAUGCAAGGAAGCCGUGGGUGAAAUACUGAAAAUGUGUGGCGGAUUGCCGCUUGCGCUGAACGUGGCGGGAACGAGCGUGAGGUACAUGAGGGAAAGAUGGGAGGGAGAAGUAACAGAAGCAUGGGGGGCGUACCUUUCGAGGAUGAAGAGUCGUAACACGAUUCGCGGGGAGAGUCCGAAGGACGGAUAUUCGUCGUUGGAUGGGACAUUGCAUACGUCACUAGAUAUCCUGGAGUCGGAUGUGGGAAGGAGUGGGGAGACGGUUGAUGAGUUUUCGUUUCGAAAGAUGCACCGGAGUCUGUGCGUUAUGAAGAAGCAAGACCGGAUACCUUUGAGUUUGGUUGGAGAUUUGUGGGAGAUGGACGAGGAGCGGACGGAAAGGUGUGCAAAGGAGAUGGAAAGGGUUGGACUAGUAGAAGUGCAGUAUGAGAAGGAUUGUGGUGGGUUGCGGGUGCAUGAUCUGACGCACGAUUUCGCGGUGGAAGAAGCGAAGAAGAAGGAGGGUGUAGAAGAGUGGUAUAAGAAGAUGGCGGAUGUGUGCAGGGCAGGAGAAGGGUUGCUUGCGAUGAGUGAGGACCGAGACGGAGAGGGGAAGAGCGCACGGGAGGAGUAUGUUUUCGAGAAUAUAUAUCGUGUUUUGAAGCAGGGUGGGUGUGUAGAGGAGCUGAAGAGGCUAUUUUUGAGUGCGCGAUGGGUGAAGACAGUGAUACGGAGAGGCGGGGUUUGGCAAUACGAGGAAGCUGUGAAGGGAUUGAGUAGAGACUUGAAGGGGAAAAGAGGAAGCGGGAAGGUGGGAAUGGGACGGGGAGAUGAGGAUGCAGUGGAUGGAAUGGUUUUGAUGAUGCGGGCUGCGCGACUGAGUGUAGCGUUUUGUGGUGAAAACAGUGCCGGGAUUUACUUUCAACUAUAUGGGCGAGUGAAGCACAAGGCACGGGAUUCAAGUUGUGUGCGAAAAAUGCUGGAGGAAAUUGAGAGAUACGCACCACGGCCGUGGCUGCUGCCUGUGAGUGAGUGUGUAGCGCGAGCCGAUGGAAAGAUGGUGGAGCAGAUUGUUCUGCCACAUUCCGGUACUGAAAUUCAAGUGGGCAUGGAUUCCAGUGGUGAAGUGUAUGGAUGUCAGGUGGGGCGGUUCGGGGCAAAAGUAACAGUUUUCACGCAAUCUGCUGAGAAGGAGACGAAGAUGGUUGAAUUAGAAGGCGAGUUCGAAACGGAGAGUCAGGGCCCAGGGGAUCUUGAAGCACGCAGGCGCAAAAUGUGUCGGCGUUUGAGGGCAUAUUUUGGAAUGUGCUUUGGAAGUGUAACCUCCGAAGUGACUGGAGAAAACUCGAGCGUGACUGCAGAAAACCCAAGCGUAACAAGAGCCACCUGCGCGACUCUCUGUGAGAGGAAGGAGAAUGUUGUUGUGGGAUGUGAAGACGGGACGUUGAGGCUGUGGAGUACGUCGGAGAGGAAAGUCUUGAGAAUUUUCCGCGGUCACAAGUCGAAAGUGGUUUGCGUUGCGAUGAAUGGGGACGGAAGACGUGUGGUAUCUGGAUCGGUUGACAAGAGCGUGCGGGUGUGGGACGUGGAGACGGGAGCACAAGUCGGGGAGGCGUUAGUUGGACACACGGGUCCGGUGGAUAGCGUUGCGAUGAGUGGGGACGGAAGACGUGUGGUAUCUGGAUCGGAUGACAAGAGCGUGCGGGUGUGGGACGUGGAGACGGGAGCACAAGUCGGGGAGGCGUUAGUUGGACACACGGAUCCGGUGCGUAGCGUUGCGAUGAGUGGGGACGGAAGACGUGUGGUAUCUGGAUCGGAUGACAAGAGCGUGCGGGUGUGGGACGUGGAGACGGGAGCACAAGUCGGGGAGGCGUUAGUUGGACACACGGAUUUUGUGCGUAGCGUUGCGAUGAGUGGGGAUGGAAGACGUGUGGUAUCUGGAUCGUGGGACAAGAGCGUGCGGGUGUGGGACGUGGAGACGGGAGCACAAGUCGGGGAGGCGUUAGUUGGACACACGGAUUGGGUGGUGGAGCGUUGCGAUGAGUGGGGACGGAAGACGUGUGGUAUCUGGAUCGGUGGACAGGAGCGUGCGGGUGUGGGACGUGGAGACGGGAGCACAAGUCGGGGAGGCGUUAGUUGGACACACGGAUCAGGUGUGGAGCGUUGCGAUGAGUGGGGACGGAAGACGUGUGGUAUCUGGAUCAUGAGACAUGAGCGUGCGGGUGUGGGACGUGGAGACGGGAGCACAAGUCGGGGAGGCGUUAGUUGGACACACGAGUCCGGUGACCAGCGUUGCGAUGAGUGGGGACGGAAGACGUGUGGUAUCUGGAUCGGGUGACGGGAGCGUGCGGGUGUGGGACGUGGAGAGAGGGAUCACACUUCAUACCGGGAGGAAAAAGGAUUUGGAAGAAAUCGUGGCUCGGUUCCUGAAGAUGGCAGAUUUGGGUACUGCUUCCCGCGCAGGACGAACAUCACAAAUAUUUUCAAGGGACGGAAGAAUUGUGCAAAGGCGAGAGGAUGGGUCUAAGGCUGUCUUGGCCCAGUUGGAGAGUUACAUAGUAGGCUUGCAGAUAGACCACGAUCACGGGGUCGCAGUUGCAAGGGCGGGCAAUCUGGUUGCUAUCAUGAAGUUAGUGGUGUAAGCUAGUGGUGUAAGUAAGUAUCGAAGUGCGAUGGCCGCUUGCCGCCCGUGACAGCAGUAGUGCGUUGAGGGUUUUUUGCUUUGUUAUUGUUUUUAUGAAUGCGUGAGAAGCUCGCCUCACGGACGUUGCAA